GAGGGCAGAACUCUCUCGCUCCGGUCAUUUCACACACUGCUCUGGGAUAGGAAGGAAAGUUCUCCUCUUUUGUUUACUUUUCUCUCAUGGUAAGAGCAUACAGAUUGGGAGACUCAUUUAGAAGGGCUGUCUCCGCUUCUCCUUGAAUUCUUUCUUAGCCUUCUUAUCUGUCUGUGUGAGUGUGUUGUGGUUACUCAAGGCUCAGUGCCUCAGUGCCUGUUGCCAUUUCUUCAGGGGAGCCUCGUGAAAACCAGGAACCUCUCCAGCAUCAGAGGUUCUUGCAAUCCGACUGUAAAGAGAAAAGAGUCCAAAAAGCAUCUCAGCCAUGUGUUCCUUCAUCAAAAGAGUUUGAACUACUGAGUUGGCACCUUCUCUUGACUGCAGGUGGCCUUUGCUUUUGCUCCUGCUGCCAUGAGGUUUGCCAGAAGCGGUUGGCAAUUGGCACUGCUGCUGGCAUCCGUAGGCCUGGUAAAUUCUGGAAAAGGGAACGGUCAAGGGAGACGUGGGGGAGGCGAAAGGCGGAGGAAGCUUCACCAGGUGCAGUACGGUCAGUGCAGCUACACCUUCAUCCUGCCGGAGAUGGAGAGCUGUCAGGGUGGAACGGAGCAGAUGAGCGGGACCAGCGUGGUUCAGCGGGACUCCCCGCCGGCCGAUGGCGAGUGGUCCAAUCAAAAGCUGCAGCAUCUGGAGUCGGCCAUGGAAAACAACACGCAGUGGUUGCAGAAGUUAGAAAACUACAUCCAUCAGAAGACAGGGAUGGUGCAUUUUCAAGCUGAUGCAGUCCAUAACCAGACGGCCACUAUGCUGGAGAUCGGCACCAACCUGCUCACCCAAACCGCAGAGCAAACAAGGAAACUCAAUGUCGUUGAAGCCAAGGUUAUGAACCAGACAUCAAGAAUUGCAAUCCAGUUAUUAGAGAAUUCAUUGUCAACAAACAAACUGGAGAAGGAACUCUUAACACAGAUUUCAGAAAUCUCCAAACUUCAAGACAAGAACAGUCAUUUGGAGAGUAAAGUCUUGGUCUUGGAGUCACAGCAGAGGACAGAGCUGGAGGACAUGAGGGAGGAGAAGGAGCGGCUGCAGGACCUGGUGAAAAGACAGACAGUUGCCAUUACGGCUCUGGAGAGACAGCUGAGUGCGGCCAGCAGCAACAACUCAGUCUUACAGAGACAACAUCAGCAGCUCAUGAAGUCCAUACACACACUUAUCGGCAUGGUGUCUUCUGGUACAGGCUUCUCAUCAAAUGAGCAGCACUUCAGAGACUGUGCCGAGGCCUAUAAAUCCGGUCACAACACCAGUGGAGUCUACCACAUUUACAUCGGAGACAUGACCGAGCCAACCAAGGUCUUUUGUGAUAUGGUGACAAGCGGAGGUGGCUGGACGGUAUUCCAGCACAGAGCCAACGGAAAUGUGAACUUCCAGAAAGGGUGGAAAGACUACAAACUGGGUUUCGGUGAUCUUAGUGGAGAGCACUGGCUGGGUAAUGAGGCUGUUCACCUGAUCACCAGUCAAGCCCAGUACUCCCUCCGAGUGGAACUUAAGGACUGGGAGGAGAAUGGAGCCUAUGCUCUGUAUGACAAAUUCCAGCUCGCCGGUGAAAAACAACAGUACAGACUCUCGCUAGGAAGUUAUAGUGGAACUGCAGGACAGCAAAGUAGCUUAGCAUCAAACGGCACAGGCUUCAGCACUCGCGACGCUGACAACGACAAGUGUGUUUGCAAGUGUGCCCUCAUGAUGACCGGAGGCUGGUGGUUUGAUGCUUGCGGUCUGUCCAACCUCAAUGGAAUCUACUACACCGUGGGUCACAAUAUCCGCAAGCUCAAUGGGAUUAAGUGGCAUCACUUCAGAGGACCCAGCUAUUCACUCCGGUCCACUUCCAUGAUGAUCCGUCCAGCUGAUUUCUGACGAGAAUAAAUUAGCAUUGCCACAAGCUUGUCAUAUUGAUAAUGACAGGACAUAAAGUGCUUGCUUUGGGACAUAGAUGCAACAAGGUGGAGGCAAAUAAAGAUAUAAUUUAAUGGAUGAACAGCGAUGUUUCACUACAGAGAGCUGGAGUGGACAAAAACUAUCAGACUGAAUAUUCGGUUUCAUUACUACGCCACCAUAUUCUUUUUUACACAUUUAAACAUGCUUCACCGUUACACCUACUUUUGUCUUUCACCUUUACACCAACUUUUUGAGUCCAUGUGUGGCUUAUAACCUGAAACUCUUAGUGAUGGUGUCAAAAUGUGGCAAAAUUGUGGCAUGAUGUAAUUCCAAAGGAAAACAUUUCAAACCUAAUGAGUCUGAUUCCAGAACUGUUCUGGAUGUUCAAGAGGAAUAACCUUAAUUUCUAAAAGGUGCUAUUUUGUAAAAGAUAAUAGCUAUUAACAAUUUAGUGAGACAGAUGACUAGUUCCACUACCAUUCAGAAACUUGAGGUUGGUAAGAUUUUUAAUCUCUUAUAGUCACCAAGGAUGCAUUUAUUUGAUAAAAAUACAGUAUUAUAAUUUAAAAUACCUAUUUGAAUAUACUAUUUAAAUAUUUAAUUUUGAUGCUGAAUUUUCAGCAUCAUUACUCCAGUCUUCCGUAUCACAAGUUCCUUCAGAAAUCAGUCUAAAAUGCUGCUCAAGAAACAGUUCUUAAUUAUCAAUGUUGAAAACUGUUGUGCUGCUUAACAUUUUUGUAGAGAUCAUGAUACAUUUUUUUCUUUGUAAGUAUUCUUUGAUAAAUAGAACAAUGAAAAGAACAGCAUUUAUUUGAAAUAGAAACCUUUUAUAGCAUUAUAAAUGUC
Messenger RNA from Carassius carassius (crucian carp), 2772 nucleotides. Its product is annotated as angiopoietin-4-like. Bases 412 to 1905 code for a protein of 497 amino acids. Lineage: Eukaryota; Metazoa; Chordata; Actinopteri; Cypriniformes; Cyprinidae. The record is from RefSeq and is a predicted model, not a curated record. The transcript is spliced from 9 exons.